Messenger RNA from Schistosoma curassoni, 1821 nucleotides. Lineage: Eukaryota; Metazoa; Platyhelminthes; Trematoda; Strigeidida; Schistosomatidae. The record is from the annotation of a GenBank genome assembly.
GGAUGAUUUGUGUCCUUGAGAGUGCGCUACGUUCGAAUUUUGCCGGCAAAAUGGAAAGCAGUGUCUGACGAUAAGAAUCAGGAUGUUUGACAUAGAUGCCAAACUACUAGAACAGUUUAGUGCACUUGGUACAACAGACAAGGAUGAGUUAAUAAAUCAACUAAAAGCAGUUGUUGGGAAUGAGCUAUCUAACGAGUCGUGUCGGUUUUUCUUAGAAUUGGCCGACUGGAACCUACAACGUGCAAUCGGUGCUUACUUUGAUUUCAGUUUUGAGGGUUCCGCACCAGUUAGUUGUGCAUCGAAUUACCCACUCACUUCCGUGAGUGUUUGCGAAUCAUCUACGAAUGUGGACUGCAUGCGUAUAGAUUCUGAAGUUGUGGUAAACCAAAGACAAUUUGAUGCACGGGUAUGGCCAUCACCUUAUGAUGUUCCGGAACUUGGUGGGUUUAUCAAAGUAACUGUCGAGAACUGCGGUUCUUGUUCCUGGCCUGAAGGAACGUUCCUACGGUCUGAAAUAGACCAUGAUGUUGCUCGACUAAACAGCUUAUCUGCAGAUAACAGUGAAGUUCUAUGGCUUCCAAUCGGUGUAGAUGGCAGAAUUCCUAUUCUUCCAAUUCCUCCGCGUCAAAUUAUAGACCUAACAUUAAAUAUCACUCCUCCAAACCUCCAGCUAACUUACCAAUGCCCUGUCGUCGGGGCGUUGUCCUUCUGUCUACCCAAUGGCGAUAGGUUUGGGGAAAUUGUUUACUGCACUGCCGUGCCUGAUUUGGAACAUAUGACUUGGAGGUAUCAAAGAGGCAUAUUAGCAAGCACCAUGAGCGCUGGACGGAGUAGCCCUAUGGUUUUAGAAGACGUUUAAAGACGAAAUAUCUGCGGGAUCCAACUGUGAUAGUAUCUCCGUGUUUAACCUGCAAACUUGUCCAUAAUACUUAUUUUCUUGACUCUAAUCUCCAGGUAUUCGUGCCAAUAUUUAUUUUCGUUACCAAAAUGAUUCUCUUUAUUCUUCAGACGUAGUAAAUGUAUUUAACUUAGCCCACGCUAGUCGGUAUACAUAAUUAAUAACUGAUGUGCGAACCUCAUAUAAAAAUUGUCAAAAAUGGUUUAUUGCUUUUGUAAAAAGAGUUGUUAAUACGUUUAUUUUUCUAAGCGUAGUAGACUAUUACAGAAAAAAAAUCAAGAUUACAUAUUAAUGAUCAUUCAAAAAAUCGGGGUGAACUGCUUCACGAUGCAUUCGCAAAGCAGCAGAAAGACUUGAUUGAAAUAAUAAAAAAGACAGCAGCCAGGAUUUAGCAAUUACAGGUUAAUCUAGGUUAAAAACUGGAUUAGGCUUGUAGGUAAAGUGUGAGUCAAAGCAUACAAAAUAUGGAUGUGUGAUGGAUUCGAGCUUGCAAAAAUUGAGUAAUAAUAAAAAUGAUAUUCCUGUUAGAAAUUUUUGUGAAACUGAACAGGCGGACAGAAAUAUUUAUGAUAAUAAUUGUCCGGCUUACUCGAUGGUUUUUAGCUCCGUCAUGAUUGAUGCUAGAUGUUAAGUUUUUCCGUUCUUAUUCCUUUUUUCCAAGACUCUCUCGUGCUGCACGAAUAAGCGGUCCAAGCGAAGACAAGCUCCCUGCAUGCUUAAAAAAAUCGUGGUUAAGCAGUUCCUUUGCAGAAGCUCGUCUUACAGGAUCUACGACUAGACAUCUGUCCAGAAAAUCUUGAAGCAUCGGGUGCAAAUUCUUGGUUUUUGGUCUAGGUUUUCCCAUUGUUUGAAUGAGGUAUAUUGCCUGAGUAAUGCAAAAAUUUUCGUUACUUUAAAAUUGAAAUAGACUUUACAAUAAUCAC